AUGCCAGGGCUUGUGACGAUGGGUGGAAACAUUGCGUACACAAUAACCUAUCUCCAAACCUGCGCAAUAUGGAGAAGGAAACGAUGUAUUGUCAUUCCCUUGUUGUUCGUCCUCAUAGGCAAGGUCCUCGUCUCCAUCGUGCUCAUCCACUUGCACCUCGAGGCGAUAAUAUGGGACACGGAUCCAGAGCCGGUGGGGAAGUGCAAGGGAAUAGCUCGGACGAAAUAUCCCAGAUACAUCUACCUCUCAGUGUUCAUCUCAGAAACUUUUACUAUUGGCCUGACGUUAGUCAAGGCCUUUGAACAUGUUCGCCAGUCGGGAUCGUCAUGGGUGCACCAGCUUUACAAGAACGGAAUCCUCUACUCUGUCUGUGUCCUGCUCCUCAGCAUUCUAAACGCCGUGAUGCCCUUUGUGUCUCCCGUGCAUUCCGGGAUCUUCGUUCGCCCUCAGCGCGUAAUGGAAUCAGUCCUAUGCAGCCGAAUCGUCUUCGUCAUCCUCAAACAGCAACGGCGGCGCUACUCGACCUCCUUCCACGACGACAACUUCUACUAUUACAAUGGUGGUAGUACGGGAAGCCUCUUUUCCACCUUGUCCGGUCCACGCGACAUAUUCACGAGCGCAUUUGGUUUUGUGGGUACUGGGACUAGAACAGUCCCAGCGACAGUCGGAUUAUCUGGCCCACCUAUAGCGGAUACGGCGAGGAGGAAACAGGGCGAGAUUGUGUCGAAUCGUAGCACGAGGAGCUCGGUGGAGUGGGAGAUGCAAGUUCUAGACCAUGAUUGUGGACGGAGAGAGGAUUAA
Molecule: messenger RNA, 801 nt
Organism: Coprinopsis cinerea okayama7#130
Lineage: Eukaryota; Fungi; Basidiomycota; Agaricomycetes; Agaricales; Psathyrellaceae
Exons: 8
Coding region: 1-801 (266 amino acids)
Source: RefSeq, a predicted model, not a curated record